Notodromas monacha is the source of this 1727-nucleotide messenger RNA. Lineage: Eukaryota; Metazoa; Arthropoda; Ostracoda; Podocopida; Cyprididae. The record is from the annotation of a GenBank genome assembly.
AUGGCUUGGGUCUUGAGUGCCAUUUUCAAGAGCGAAACCAACGUAGACGACUCUGCUGAAGACGAAGAAGACACGAGGCUGGAUUACAACGAGGAGUUCAUUGAGAAAACUGCAGCGACGAGGAAGAAAAAGCGCACAAUUGCGUUCAAGCCACUGGACCCGGAGGCUUUGGAGUUGGUCAAGAAGGAACGACUCAAAGAAAAGAUGCUGUGGGCAGUGCUGAAAGAAGUAUUAUUCUACACCCUGUAUCUCAGCACUCUGUACAUCAUCUCUGUGAGCAACAGAGAUCCCAGCGCUUACUUGAUGAAAGACCAUCUAGUGGCAACUCUAAUCAGACCUGGGAGACAAGAUUAUGCUGCUGAUCAGUCACCAUUGAUCUUCGAAAUUAUGCAGAUUCAAACGGAGAACGAUUUUUGGAAUUGGACUCAUAAUGUGGUAAUCCAAGAAACCCGGGCCCAAAACUGGUACAACGGAGACGCUGCUUAUGGCCUCAGGGGGUUUCUGAAUGACAGGAACAGUCGCAUGAUGGGGUACGCAAUUUUGCGACAAGUGAGGUCACAGCCGAACACCUGCGUAAUUCCUGUCGGUAUGCGGAAGCAAAACAUCACGAGUUGCGCGUAUUAUUCUGAAUACAUUCAUGAAGAACGUGGGGAUUUCUGCACGAAAUGGAGACGAAGGGCUUCGUACAUUCCGGAUGAGGAAUGCGGUUGGGACGAGUUCAGCUACAAGAAUUCUGCUGAGUUGAAAUCAUUCCCGAUUGUUGGCAAAUUGGAUGGGUACGGUGGAGGAGGAUAUGUUGUCAAAUUACAAGGCCGAGCUGAAGAGCUGUCAGAGAAGCUGAAGGAUCUGCAGCAAGCUGAAUGGACUGAUCACCUCACGAGAGCCAUUUUCUUGGAAUUUUCGAUUUACAACGCAAACGGACCACCGCCAGUUUUGCCUUCGUGGCGCUUUGACGGGAUCCGCCUGCUGCAGUACCACACAACCGGAGGUUUUGUUGUCAUACUUGCAGAAGCCCUGUUCUGCAUUUUUACCAUUUACUUCACCGUGGUUCUGCUUCGUGGGAUAUGCAAAGGGAAAAUGGCCUACCUAAGGUUGUACUGGACUAUGUGGGAAUGCAUUCAGAUUACACUGUCUUACGCUGCAAUUGGCCUCUACGUGUACCGAUACAUGUUAACUCAGGAUGUCUUAGAGGUGUUUGAAAAGACCUACGGCAAUGGGUACAUAAGAAUGCAACGCGUUGGAUUGAUUGACGAGUCCUUGGGAUAUGUCAUUGGUAUCCUCGUCUUCAUGGGGACCAUAACUUACCUCAAGCUGUUGAGGACACAUUUGCAAGUCACCCAAGCAGCUUUACCUCCUGUCACAGCUGCCACUUGGGAUGAGACUGUGGUGGCUGCUGUGGAUGAAAAUGGCGGAGUUGCCUUGGAAGACCUGGAGACAACCCUUGGAAUAAUCGGUACGACAAAUACUGUGAAGCCAAAUGCCCAAGUGGAAAUAAAUCCAGUGAACCCCCAGUCAUCUGAAGAAGACAGGAAAAACGUGGGAGAUUUCUCAGGAAAAGUGGACAAAAUGCUGGAUCACAUCAACACUAUCUAUUUCAAUGGAGAAAUCGAUAUUCACAACAAAUCGUGGCUCAAGAAAAUGGCGUCCAAGCAAGCAAAAUGAAACUAAGAAAUGAAUCAACUGAAGCAUGUUCAUUGGAAAUGGGAAUAAAAUGGCAUUGAAAAAUC